Molecule: messenger RNA, 1405 nt
Organism: Beta vulgaris subsp. vulgaris (sugar beet)
Lineage: Eukaryota; Viridiplantae; Streptophyta; Magnoliopsida; Caryophyllales; Amaranthaceae
Product: ras-related protein RABC2a
Exons: 6
Coding region: 362-1006 (214 amino acids)
Molecular function (GO): GTP binding; GTPase activity
Source: RefSeq, a predicted model, not a curated record
GCCAGGUGCUUGAUGUCCAAUCACGACACCUCACGCUCACAUAUCAUCUCUCCUCUCUUCAAACAAUCAAACGUGAAACUUGUUAUAACGCUAUCGAAUUUCUCUCUCUCUCUGCAAAAGUGUUGAUUAAACAGCAAACACCAGAAACAAAGCAACGAAUUCUCUUGCCUUCUUUCCUUUUCUCUUCUCACUUCUCACUUCACACCCGUUUUCUUCUUCUCCGUUAUCAAAAAAGAUUCUUUAAUUCUUCAUCUUUUUCUCUCUCAUAAAAGCAACCUCCUGCAUUACAAUUUACAAACAAACUAACAAACAAACAUACAUAUUUUGCUAAAUAAUCAAAAUUAAGAGAGAGAAAAGUAAAAUGAGUUCAAGUUCAAAUAAUCAAAAUACUAGUAGUAAUUAUGAUCUAUCUUUCAAAGUUUUGUUAAUCGGUGAUUCUGGAGUUGGCAAAAGUAGCUUGCUUGUUAGCUUCAUUUCUAAAGCUCUUGAUGAUCUUUCCCCUACUAUUGGAGUUGAUUUCAAGAUCAAGAUGCUUACCGUUGGUGGGAAGAGGUUGAAACUUACUAUAUGGGACACUGCUGGACAAGAGAGGUUUAGAACGUUAACGAGUUCCUACUACAGAGGCGCGCAAGGGAUUAUUCUUGUGUAUGAUGUCACAAGAAGAGAAACUUUUACCAACUUGUCUGAUGUGUGGGCUAAAGAGGUUGAGCUCUACUCUACCAAUCAAGAUUGCGUGAAGAUGCUCGUGGGAAAUAAAGUUGAUAAGGAUUCAGAGAGAGCUGUGACUAGGGAAGAAGGGGUGGCUCUUGCACAACAGUUAGGUAGUCUAUUUCUUGAAUGCAGCGCGAAAACUCGAGAAAAUGUGGAACAGUGCUUUGAAGAGCUCGCUUUGAAGAUUAUGGACGUCCCAAGUCUCUUGGAAGAAGGGUCUACUGUGGGAAAAAGGAAUAUCUUAAAACAGAAGCAAGAUCAAAGGGCGGCAGCUCCAGGUGGAUGUUGUGCUUGAACCGGCGACUCAAAUUUCGAACAGGAGUUCUGACUUCUGAAUCGCAUUUGGAAGCUUCAUCAUGGGCUGAAGCUUUGAUAAUGUUGUUGUCAAAUUAUGUACAUGAUAUUUCUCUUUUACCCCUUUCUGUUGUAUUGUUUGUUUUACAUGGCUGAUGUAGUUGUUUAUGUCAUUCAUAGGAAAUUCUAGCCCGUGAAUAACAAUGUUACAAGUUUGUGUAUAUUAUUAGUAUAGAUUUUUUUUAGGCGUGGCUUCUCUUGUUCACAUGAUCUGUCACUCUGCUUGCGUUGUGAGCUUGUAAGCUUGUAUGUAUCAAUGUAUGGAUCAGCUAAACAGUGUACUCAUCAUGUUAUCACUACAAAAACAUUGAUUUUAAUACAGAAGAACUGCUAUUUUUUA